This is a messenger RNA of Oenanthe melanoleuca, 1142 nucleotides long. It is a transcript of the gene NDUFA1, whose product is annotated as NADH:ubiquinone oxidoreductase subunit A1. The record is from RefSeq and is a predicted model, not a curated record. The transcript has 3 exons. NCBI's taxonomy places the organism in Eukaryota, Metazoa, Chordata, Aves, Passeriformes, Muscicapidae. The coding region runs from base 852 to 1064 and encodes 70 amino acids.
GCUCGGGCAGAGGCUGCAAAUGCUCCUCCAGCUGCUCCUUCGUCAGGCUGGGCGGCAGCCGGCGGAUCACCACCUGCGGCACGGCAGGAGCGGCGCUCAGGGCGGCGAGUCAUUACCGCGCCUCCCCCGACACGUCCCGUCCCAGAGGGACCCCGCAAGCGGCCCGUUAGCGGGGAAAGGUUCCGUUACAGAGGGGGGACCCCAUUACCGGAGGGAGGAGGGGCCCAUUACAGACGGUGAGCCCCGUUACCGGGGAGGGCGCCGUUCCCGGCGGCGCGCAGGCCCCACCUUGCUCAGCGUCUCCUUCUUGUCCUUGGGCCGCUCCAGGCGAUCGAGCUCGGCGGCGCCGGCUCUAACGUCCGUGCCGGCGGCGGGGCCCGUGCCCGGCCCCGCAGCCAGCAGAACCCCCAGCCCAGAGGAGGCUCCGCGCCGCUCCUUGGGCCUGGCGUUCUCCUUAUCCUCCUUCAUCCUGAUCCCGAUCCUGACUCCGGGCCCGGACAGCACCGCGCGCACCCAAUGACCGCCGCCUCUCGCGAGACUGUCCCUUAAAGGUGCCGCAGCCUCUGCCGGACUACCACUCCCAGCGUACACUGCGCCCUCCACUGCUGAUCCCGGUGGGGUCAGCGCCGGGACCGGGACCGAGAGCGAUAUUGGGCCAAGUGGGCCGCGGGCUCGGCCUCAUUUCUUGGCACGGGACUGUUCCCCGGCUGCGCUGUCGGUCCCGCUGCCCUCUCGGGCCCGCUGGGUUGUGAGGGGCGCGGGGCAGGCCGGGAAGGGCGCGGGGCAGGCCGGGAGUGCCCCGGCACUCGGCUCAGGGCAGCGGCACCGACACCAGCACCGGCACCGGCGGGAUGUGGUACGAGAUCCUGCCCGGCAUGGCCAUCAUGGGCGCCUGCCUCAGCGUCCCCGGCAUCGCCACCGUCUUCAUGCACCGCUUGUGCCACGGCGGCAAGGAGAAGAGGAUCGCCCGCUAUCCCUACGAGUGGACCCUGAUGGAAAGGGACCGGCGGCUGUCGGGUGUCAACAAGCACUACGUGUCCAAGGGUCUGGAGAACAUACGCUAAGGUGUCGUCAACGUUUUGAAAAAUUCAUGUGUCUACAGAAAAUUAUUUCACUCUUAAAUAAAGCUAUACAUAUGUUCA